UAAAUCCUCCGGAUGUUUCAGUGAGCAAGAACUGGGAUUCACACCAUCCGCCAAUAUCUACUGAUAAAGAUUUAUCCAUACACCUUUAUAUAUAUUAAUAUUAUUAUUAUUAUUUACGUAUAAGUUAACCUGUGAACACUUUGUCACGAUUUUUCUUUCUAUGGUUUUGGUUUUUGUUUUAGGUUUCAGGCUGACAUAACAAGUCUCCAUCGUAUCAUCUUUAAAGAUGUUACCUAACAUAGAGGCAUUUUCUCUCUUCCUAUUCCUAAUUUACUCAGUGGCCCCCCCUACCUCGGCUGAUGGGUCCUUCUCAAACAGAGAGUAUGUCAAGUAUUUAAAGUAUCCUCCCCGAAUUGUGAUAGCCCCCAGAGACCAGACAGUGGUCAGCGGUAGCAUCGCUAGUUUCGUCUGUACAGCUUUUGGGAAUCCUAAGCCUAUGAUUGAGUGGCGGAAAGAUAACCGACGAAUAACUACCCAACGCUAUACAGUUCAAGAAAUGCCCAAUGGCUCCGUACUACGGAUAGAACCUGUACGCCCUGAGAGAGACAUAUCUGUCUACGAAUGCGUAGCGGAGAACGGAGUAGGAGAGCCAGCUAAGGCAGCGGCGGAACUAAAGGUCCUCCCUGAAGACGCUAUACCGCUAGGCUUCCCGCAGUUCACUAUGCACCCCACCAUGCAAGGGGUAGAAAAGGGUCGAACAACCCUCUUGUACUGUCAGGCCGAGGGUAACCCAACCCCUACCAUCUACUGGUUAAAGAACAUGGUUCCUGUUAACCUGGAUGACCCACGGUUAAACAUUAUUCAAGGAACCUAUCUCCAAAUAAGCGAAGCAAAAGAAGAAGAUCAAGGAACUUACCAAUGUGUAGCAGAGAAUUCGGUUGGUUCUGGCUUCUCUAACCUGGCGUCGCUGUACGUUAAAGUGCGUCGGGUUCCUCCUUACUUCUCUAUACCUCCAGAACCUGCCUACGAAAUAAUGCCAGGAUCGAGCUUGAACCUAACCUGUGUGGCGGUAGGCUCUCCCAUGCCGUAUGUCAAGUGGAGAAAGGGUUCUUUUGAUUUGACACCCGAAAACUCUCUUCCUGUAGGGAAGAACGUGCUGCAGUUAGAAAACAUACGGGAAUCUGCUAACUACACCUGUGUUGCAGCUUCUAAGUUGGGUAACAUAGAAACCGUCACAGCAGUUCUGGUACAGGCACUUCCUCGUCCACCAAAAGAUUUGAGGAUAUCGGACGUAACAGCCAGAUCUAUUAGACUUUCUUGGUCGUACGACAUAGGAGCUGAAAACAUAAAGUAUUACGUGAUUCAGUAUAAACCUAAGCAGGCGAACCAGGAAUACAGUGAGCUAAGUGGAAUUGUCACAACUUUUUACACAGUGUCGGACCUCGUUCCUUACACCGAGUAUGAAUUUCAUGUUAUUGCUGUUAAUGCCAUUGGUCGUGGCUCACCUAGUACACCUGCUGUCAUCACUACAGGUGAAACAAUGGAACCAUCAGGAGCAAGCAAACCUGGUAGUGCCCCGAGGAACGUCCAAGCUCGUCCUUUAAGCUCAAGUACAGUAGUUAUACAAUGGGACCCUCCUAAAGAACCUAAUGGACAAGUUACGGGAUACAAAGUAUAUUUUACGACACGUCCCAACCUUCCUACAACCAACUGGAACACUCAAAAUGUUGAUAGCAGUACACUUACAACAAUCAGUGAUAUGACACCUCAGACCAUCUACACCAUCCGGAUCCAAGCAUUUACCAGCAGAGGAUCUGGUCCAUUAUCUGCCCCUGUACAAGUGAAAACUCAACAAGGAGUGCCAAGUCAACCAUCGAACUUACUUGCCAAAUCGACAUCAUCCACAACAGUCCAGCUACAAUGGAGCCAUCCAGAACAUUCGGGCGAGAGUGUUAUUGGUUACGAGUUAUACUGGAAUGACACUUUUACCCAGCAGCAGUACCACCGCACCAUUCCUGCCAUCAAUUCUUACACUCUGAGCAAUCUAUACCCAGACACAGUAUACCACAUCUGGGUGGCAGCUAAGUCAAAACGUGGUGAGGGAGCUGCCACACCACCGGUCAAUGUAAAAACUGACCAAUAUUUGCCGGGUGCUCCUCCCCAAGAAAUCCAUGGUAGUGCAGUAAGUUCCCGAUCCCUCCUUAUCACCUGGAAACCCCCUCCUUUGGAUCAGCAGAAUGGUCAAAUCACCUACUAUAAAAUCAAAUACUUGAAGGCCAGCACUAGCGAUGACCCCCAAAAGGCACGUCAGAUACAGACAGGUCCCGAUGAACGUUCUUUUAUCAUUGAUGGACUUGAGAAGUGGACAAAGUACCAUAUUUGGGUUCUUGCUGGUACUGUUGUUGGCGAUGGUCCACUUUCUGCACCACUAAUUGUCCAGACAGAUGAGGAUGUGCCGGGGGAACCCAGGAAUGUGAAAGUGGAGCCUGUUAAUAGCACCAGUCUUCAAGUUCAGUGGAAACCUCCAGCUAAUAAAGAUAGAAAUGGAUUAAUCAGAGGUUAUCAGAUUCACAUCCAAGAAAAGGAUAAAAACAAUGACUUGGUUGGAGAACCCAUCAGGUAUGAUGUAGCUAAUGAAGAAGCAGAAGCCUAUAAUGUUACAGGGCUUCAGCCAGAUACAACUUAUGCUGUACAGGUGGCUGCUGUCACUCGGAAAGGUGAUGGAACACGUAGUCAUCCAAGAACAGCAAAGACAAGAGGAGGAGUUCCAACCAAACCUGAGCUGAACAUAAGAGUCAUCUCAGAGAAUCCUCGGUUAAAAGUAGAGGUUUCGUGGGAUCAUCCUAGAUACAUCUAUGGAGAUCUCUUAGGAUAUAGACUGCAUUACAAGAAACAGGGUGCAAUCCACAGUGAGAAGAAAGUAAUCAAUCCUCAUGACCAGCAUACCACUAUAGAUAGUCUUGAUAGAGGAGCCACUUACGAGUUUCGGCUUGCUGGCCGUAAUUCUCUUGGAUGGGGUCAAGAAGCAAUAGUUCAUAUGGAAACUCCUGAAGGAGUGCCAACAGCCCCACCACAGAACAUCACCCACUACCUUCAAAGCCCUACUACUCUAGUGAUUCGAUGGAAUCCACCUUUGUCCCAGUACAGUAAUGGUCGAGUCAUACAGUAUGGCAUUCUCUUCCACAAAGCUUCUGAGGACACAACUAAAGAAAAAAAUAUAACAGCUAUUAGAAGUGUUUUCAGCUCAUUGGAUGAGAAUACUAAAUACGUGUUUAGGGUGCGAGCAUAUACCUUAGUAGGUCCUGGACCCUGGAGUAGCCGUUUGAUUGUUGACACUCAAGGAGAUGGCCCUUCUGCACCCACUAAUGUCCAGGCUAUGGCAACCUCUGAUCAGUCACUCGAAGUGUGGUGGGAUGAGGUUCCUUAUUUCCCAGACAUCCUCGGAUACCAAAUCUUGUACACACAAACUGCUGUGGCUGAUCUAGAACUGUGGAGACGUAAGAAAGUACCUCUCACCUGGUCAGCGGAACUUACGGCUCUAGACAGCCAUGCUACCUAUUCUAUCAGGGUUGCUGCUUAUACUAAACCAGAGAGAUUAGGCCAUUUGUCUGAAGUAAUCACUGUCACCAUUGUCCCCACAGAUGUCCCUACUCAACUCCGAGCUCAUGGCGUUACUACCCACAGUAUGAUUUUGUCUUGGCGACAUCCUCAAAAGUUAAAUCCCAUUCAGUAUAAGGUCUCUUUUGGUGCUCACAAAGAAUUUCAUGACAGUCAGAGGGUCCUUCAGACAUUAACAAUACCAACUCAGGCCAUUUUCAUUGAAUCCAACAGAACUGAGUACAAGAUAGAUGACCUUAUGCCAUUUACCACAUACCAAGUUAAUAUCACUGCCAUACCCCCAGAAGGAAGCUACCGGCCUCCUGCCAAAAUAUCUGUUACGACAGCCAGAGCAGCACCCAAACCUAUGGUCAAGCCUGACACGGUAGGUGUCAGUAAAGAAAAUGAGAUCAUCCUAAUCCUUCCACAAGCAUCAGAAGAGUUUGGGUUGAUCAGUCACUACUUUCUGGUGGUAGUUCCAGCUGAAGAAGCACGUGAUGAUCCUGACACCUACACUAUUGAGGAGUUGAAUAAUCUGGAUACAAACAAACCAAGGCCAUACAUCGCUGCUAAGUUUUUACCACGUGACAUGCCUAAGAACUUUCCUCUGGGUGAUAAUAAUGAUUAUGGUGGCUACAACAACAAACAGCUACAGCAUAAUCAGAAGUACAGGAUUUUCAUGAGAGCUGUAGUUGAUACUCCUCAAAAGAAUUUAUACACCAGUAGUCCAUUGUCUGAUAUCUUGAGCUUGGACAUGGUCUUGUCUGGCCAGUCAUCCCUUCCUGGUGCUAGUGGUGGGGACAGAACAAACAAAAUGGAUAUUCAUUUGGACAGUAGCACCAAUGAGUCUGGUGUAGUUUGGGUGGUUGUUCCUAUUAUCCUGUGUCUAUUGUUUAUUUUGGGCAUCACUAUCUUCAUCAUUGUUAAAAGGCGUUUCCCUAAACUUCGCAGACGACGUCAACUAAGCAAAGCAUCAGUAGGGGAAACAACAAACAAGCUUCUUGUAAACUCUGCAGAUAGAGAUUUCACCACACACCCUACUGACCCUGUAGAACUACGACGUCUCAACUACCAGACACCAGCCAUGAUCAACCAUCCUCCAAUUCCUGUGACUGAGCUAGCCAAUCAUAUUGAACGAUUGAAAGCCAGUGAUAACCAGAAGUUCUCACAAGAAUAUGAGUCAAUUGAACCUGGUCAACAGUUCACCUGGGAAAAUUCCAACCUUGAAGUCAACAAACCCAAAAACCGUUAUGCUAACGUCAUAGCUUACGAUCAUAGUCGUGUUGUUCUACAGAUUGUAGAUGGUAUUCCUGGAACAGACUACAUUAAUGCUAACUACUGUGAUGGGUAUAGGAAGCAGAAUGCCUACAUUGCCACACAAGGGCCACUUUCUGAGACUGUGGGAGAUUUCUGGCGCAUGGUUUGGGAGCAGCGAAGUGCCACUAUAGUUAUGAUGACCAAAUUGGAAGAAAGGACUCGUAUUAAAUGUGACCAGUACUGGCCAUUGAGAGGAACAGAGAUGUAUGGCAUGAUGAAUGUUGGUCUUGUGGACAUACAGGAGUUAGCAACAUAUUGUAUACGAACUUUUGUUCUACAUAAACUGGGUUACCCAGAGAAACGUGAAGUGAGACAGUUCCAGUUCACAGCGUGGCCAGAUCACGGAGUACCAGAACAUCCAAGUCCUUUCCUCACAUUUCUCCAGAGAAUCCAUUCUCUGAAUCCAUCUGAUGCUGGCCCUAUUGUCAUUCACUGUAGUGCUGGAGUUGGCAGAACAGGUGUGUUCAUCAGCCUUAGUAUAGUCUUAGAAAGAAUGCAAGAUGAAGGGGUCGUUGACAUAUUUCAGACUGUUAGGACAUUACGAACACAGAGACCAGGGAUGGUUCAAACUGAGGAUCAGUACAGAUUUUGUUAUAGUGCUGGACUAGAAUACCUUGGUUCUUUUGAUCACUAUACAAACUAGUGAUGCUCAACAAAAGGUUCUCAAUACGCACUACUUGUUUUGAUAAACUUGAUAGAUUGGGGAAAACAUAUUACCUUGUAUGGUUUCGUGGAGAGAGCUAGGACCCAUAUUCAGUUUCUCAGAUCCUGGAAGGCUUAUGUUUGUUGUUUAUAACAGCAUAGUGUACGUGGUGUUUCCGUGGUAAAAAUAUAUAGGCAAACUAAAAAGCAAAGCAUCAUAAUACUUAUUUGAUAUCACUUGGUGGCCUUCACCUGAAACUAUAUUGUAUUUCUUUACCCAUCCCCUCUCAGUUUUAGGUAUGUUUAUGGGUAUGACAUAUAUCUUGUUGAAUCAUAACUGUGGAUAGUUAAAGACAUUCCAUGAUACAAACAGUAGCAGUUUAUUAUCAACAGUGGUAAUACACAAGAAAAGAACACUGCGACCAAGAUGCUAAGAGAGUGAAUAAAGUAGUGAUUUUGUUUAAUAAAGAGAUAGGCAGUCAAGAAAUGACAAAUUGCUAAAACAUCAUUCAGAUAACAAAACCGGCAUAUCUUAGUGAAGAUCCUAGGAAGGAGAAGACACAUUAAUAGGCAAGAAAAGAAGUCAUUCUUAACAAAGAAGGAAGGAAGGAAAUAAUGCGAGAUUAAAGAACAAGAGAAGAAUGGCCUAAUAGGAAGUGGGAUGUAGAAA
Limulus polyphemus (Atlantic horseshoe crab) is the source of this 6166-nucleotide messenger RNA. Its product is annotated as tyrosine-protein phosphatase Lar-like. Gene Ontology annotation, biological process: protein dephosphorylation. NCBI's taxonomy places the organism in Eukaryota, Metazoa, Arthropoda, Merostomata, Xiphosura, Limulidae. The record is from RefSeq and is a predicted model, not a curated record. Gene Ontology annotation, molecular function: protein binding; protein tyrosine phosphatase activity. The coding region runs from base 227 to 5497 and encodes 1756 amino acids. The transcript has 29 exons.